AUGGCCCCGAUCAAGAAGGAAUGCGACUACCUCGUCCUCGGCGGCGGCUCAGGCGGCCUCGCCUCCGCAAGACGAGCGAGCGGCAUGUAUGGCGCCAAAGCCAUCGCGGUUGAGGUGAAGCGUCUAGGAGGUACAUGCGUCAACGUGGGCUGCGUGCCCAAGAAGAUCACAUGGAACGCCGCGGCGAUCGCGGAUCAGAUCAAAGAUGCGUCCAGCUAUGGCUUCAGUGUCAAGCACACGGCGGAGUUUGAUUGGAAGACGUUCUCCAACAAGCGUGCACAGUUUGUGAAGAAGCUGAACGGCAUCUACGAGAAGAACUUGGAGAAGGACAAAGUGGAAUAUCUGCAUGGGCUGGCGACGUUCUUGGAUCCGCAUACGGUGAAGGUGACAUUGGACGACAAUACUGAGGUGGACAUCAAGGCGAAGAAGAUCUUGGUCGCCGUGGGAGGGCAUCCGAACCUGCCCAACACUCCUGGCGCAGAGCUGGGCAUCACAUCGGAUGGAUUCUUCGAGCUGGAGAAGCAGCCGAAGAAGGUGGCUGUCGUGGGCGCUGGAUACAUCGCUGUCGAGAUGGCCGGUAUGCUGCAUGCUCUGGGAACCGAAACGCACCUCUUCAUCCGGCACGACAAGUUUCUGCGCACGUUCGACCCAAUGAUUCAAGAAAAGGUGGUGGCGGAGUAUGAGCGCGUGGGCGUGCACAUCCACAAGAACUCCUCACAAUCAAAGGUCGAAGACAUUGGAAAUGGCAACAAGCGCCUCCACUACAAAGACAGCAACGGCGAAGGCACUAUGGACAUUGACUGCCUCCUCUGGGCAAUAGGCCGCAGCCCGGAAUUGGAAAAGCUUAAUCUCGAAAUCACUGGUGUCAAGCAGAACGACAAAGGCCACAUCAUCACCGACAAGUACCAAAACACCAACGUUCCGCACAUCUACUCCCUCGGAGACGCCUGCGAUCGCGGCUUCGAGCUUACUCCGGUUGCCAUUGCUGCUGGCCGACGGCUGAGCGAGCGCCUGUUUGGCGGCAUCGAGGAUGCGCAUCUUACCUACGAAAACAUCCCUUCAGUCGUCUUCUCGCACCCGACAGUGGGCAGCAUUGGCCUGACCGAGCCCGAAGCGCAAAAGCAGUAUGGCGCAGAGAAUCUCAAAGUCUACAAGAGCACAUUCAAUGACCUCUACUAUUCCAUGAUGGAGCAGGAGGAGAAGAGCCCGACGUCGUACAAGCUGAUCUGCGCCGGCAAGGAAGAGAAGGUCGUGGGCAUCCAUAUCCUUGGCCGAGGCUCGGAUGAGGUGAUGCAGGGCUUUGGUGUGGCGGUGAAGAUGGGCGCGACGAAGAAGGACUUUGAUCGAUGUGUGGCCAUACAUCCUACCGCUGGCGAGGAGCUGGUGACGAUGACAUAG
Messenger RNA from Saxophila tyrrhenica, 1398 nucleotides. RefSeq names its product Glutathione reductase (gene GLR1). Gene Ontology annotation, biological process: cellular response to oxidative stress; cell redox homeostasis; glutathione metabolic process. The record is from RefSeq and is a predicted model, not a curated record. Gene Ontology annotation, molecular function: NADP binding; flavin adenine dinucleotide binding; glutathione-disulfide reductase (NADPH) activity. The transcript has a single exon. NCBI's taxonomy places the organism in Eukaryota, Fungi, Ascomycota, Dothideomycetes, Mycosphaerellales, Extremaceae. Bases 1 to 1398 code for a protein of 465 amino acids. Gene Ontology annotation, cellular component: mitochondrion; cytosol.